CAUGAUAUACCUCCAUGUAUUUAAAAUAGCAUUUUAAUGAAUCUUCUUACAUAAAAAUAUAAAAAUAUGCGAUUAGAGCAGAGAACCCCACUUAAUGGGGAUUACCAGGCAGUUCCCCCAGUUUUCCAGGCAGUUCAUACACAGGUAUCCAGCGAUUCCCCAACAAAGAUGGCCGCUGUAACACUUCCGGUUCCUGUUUCUUACGUAUGACGUCACUUCCUACUGACGCGUUUCGUCACUUCCGGGACUUAAUCAUAAGAGAGAGAGACGUCCUGACACCUGGCCACAAUAAAUACCACUCCUCAAUUGACUGAUGAUACUCCGA
Messenger RNA from Staurois parvus, 325 nucleotides. Lineage: Eukaryota; Metazoa; Chordata; Amphibia; Anura; Ranidae. The record is from the annotation of a GenBank genome assembly.